AUGUCAGGACCACCCGCUCCUGCGCCAUCGGCGGCAUCCAAGGCCAAGUCGAAGAAGAGGAAGGCGCAGGACGACUCACAGCCCGCGGGUGCUAAGAAGCAAAAGGCCAGCAAGCACGAGGAGGACGAGGGCAUGCUCGACCUUGAGGCAGGAGUGAACAUGGCCUUUGUCAGGAUGGACCCCCAGCUCCUUGCAGACCACGUCGCCAGGCAGACGAAGCGGUUCGGCACAGACCUGAGCUCCGUGGAGCUGAGCGACCUGUACAUCAGCGCGAACGCCGUCAGGGACACCACAGACUUCGCCAAGGUGAGGGUAAAGGAGAGCUUGCCCGACUUCCUGGAGGAGUUCGCGCCGGGGCCCGAUGAGAAGGAUGCCAAGGCUGUCGAGAAGGAGAGAAAGAGGCUUGGGGAUGCGCCGCCCAAGGUCGGGGCGCCUCACACCAUCAUCGUGGCAGGCGCUGGGCUGAGGGCUGCCGACUUGGUGCGUGCGACGAGGAAGUUCCAGAAAAAGGGGAACGUGGUUUCAAAAUUGUUUGCAAAACAUUUCAAGGUCGAGGAGCAGGUGCAGUUCCUCAAAAAGAGCAAGACUGGCAUCGCGGUAGGAACUCCUGCGCGCUUGGAGGCCUUGCUCGACAACGGUGCACUCUCAAUCGAGUACCUGAAGCGCAUCGUGGUUGAUGCUUCCCACAUUGACCAGAAAAAGAGGGGCAUCAUGGACAUGAAAGACACAAUGAUGCCUCUUUCCCGGUGGCUGACGAGAAAUGAGUUCAAGGAGAGGUACGCGGCCAAAGAGAAGCCUCUGGAUCUUCUCUUCUUCUGA
Molecule: messenger RNA, 819 nt
Organism: Diaporthe citri
Lineage: Eukaryota; Fungi; Ascomycota; Sordariomycetes; Diaporthales; Diaporthaceae
Exons: 3
Coding region: 1-819 (272 amino acids)
Cellular component (GO): 90S preribosome; nucleus
Source: RefSeq, a predicted model, not a curated record